UCCGUCCGUGCGAAGCGCUGAAAUCCGAAGCUUUUACAGUGAGAAGGAAAAGGUGUAGAGAUAAUUGAAUUGUAUUGUAUUGUGAAGAAAAAAGGAAGGGAGGGAGGGAGAAAUUGGGAGAAGAGAUGAACGCAAUUAUGUCUCUAAGUCCUUCCACCAAUACCAUCAUCACUUCCUCUUAUCUCUCCCCACAUUGCUAUUAUUCCUACAAAGCCAAGCCAAACCCUAAUUUUAAUUUCAAUGCCUUCUUUUACUUCUCUCUCUCUCACCACCACAGCCGCCUCGCUCACUGGAACACCGCUGCUCCCAAACCAUUUCCUUCUAGACGGACGUGGCUUUAUGGACACAUGAAGAGGGAUCAAGAGCCAGGUUACGAAUUCGAUGACGUGUUAGGCUUAUAUGGUUCUGACGAUGAACUAGGCAAACAAAUUCCCACUCAGGCUCAAUCUGUUGUCGAAGGAUCAGGGUCAGUUAUGGUAUCUGAGUUCAAGCCUGUUCCUGAUGUUGAUUAUCUCCAGGAGUUACUGGCCAUUCAACAGCAAGGACCUAGAGCUAUUGGCUUUUUUGGAACACGGAACAUGGGAUUCAUGCACCAGGAAUUAAUUGAGAUUCUUAGCUAUGCUAUGGUUAUAACGAAAAAUCACAUAUUUACAUCUGGAGCAUCUGGGACUAAUGCAGCUGUUAUUCGAGGUGCUUUACGGGCUGAGAAACCAGAGUUGCUUACAGUUAUAUUGCCUCAAAGUUUAAGCAAACAGCCUCCUGAGAGUCAGGAGCUGUUGUCAAAAGUGAAAAAUGUGAUAGAGAAGCCCUACAAUGAUCAUCUACCUCUGAUAGAAGCAAGCAGGCUAUGCAAUAUGGACAUCAUUUCUCACGUCCAGCAAGUCAUUUGUUUUGCUUUCCAUGAUAGUAGGUUGCUAAUGGAAACUUGUCAGGAAGCCAAAAAUUUAAGGAAGAUCGUGACUCUCUUCUACCUUGACUGACACAUUUUUUACGCAUCACAAUAAAUUAUUUAUGUGCAUAAUGGGUUCACCAAGAGAGUAGUGCUUAUUUUUACUUGUAAAUUAUAUUAUAAUCAUUAAAUGAGGUAUUGCUUUCUCGUGCUUCUUCGAAGAUCGUUAGGAAGGUACAUCAAUUUCAUUCGUGAAGAAUGGUUAUGGAUUUUUUCUUUAAAUCUUCUUUUUUCCAUUUCCUUUUUAUUUUUUAUUUUGCUUUUUGUUUUUGUUUUAGUUUAAAGAUGGGGUUAGGAGGGAGGGAGGGAGGGAGGGUUGGAAGGAGAAAGUGCUUCGAAGAGUAUUUUUGGAUCCAAUUUUUUCAUAGAUAGAAGGCUACUUUUAUAUUUAUGAUAUCUUGAAAUUUGACCUUACUUAGAAUUGAGAAUGAGAAUUGUAGUCAAAGUGCUCAAUAUCUUUGUGUGGUGUAUAAAUAAUCGAAUUUUUUUAAUGAAAA
Messenger RNA from Arachis ipaensis, 1446 nucleotides. RefSeq lists its product as uncharacterized. NCBI's taxonomy places the organism in Eukaryota, Viridiplantae, Streptophyta, Magnoliopsida, Fabales, Fabaceae. The record is from RefSeq and is a predicted model, not a curated record.